AUGGCUCAGGGAAGAGGCACUAGUGCAAUAGUGAUAUUAUUCUGUAUGUUGGUGGCUUCCUCUGAGAUGGCUCAUGCAAAAACCUUCGUGGUUGGAGAUGCAGGUGGUUGGACCUUUAAGAUAAGUAAAUGGCCUUCUGGGAAGACUUUCAAUGCUGGUGACACACUUGAAUUCAACUAUGAUCCUUCGGCUCACAAUGUGGUGAAAGUGGACGAAGCUGGAUAUAAUUCAUGCACUGCUUCAAAAGGAUCAGAAAAAUUUCAGUCUGGAAAUGAUCACAUCAAUCUUGUCAAAGGAACAAACUACUUCAUCUGCACUUUUCCUGGUCAUUGUCUGGGUGACGUGAAAAUUGCGGUUAAUGCUGCAUGAUAUAAGCCUAGUUAUCUGUCAUAUCGAUAUCUAGCGCACCUCUCUUUUUCAUCAGAUUUUUAUCCUUUUCCUUUUCUAGUAUUUUAAGCAUCUUAAAUAACGAUGAUAUCAUCCGUUUUGGAUGAACCUAGAAAAUAAAUGAGUGCGAAAAAAUUGGUGUGUCAAUGUGUACGUUUAUUAAAGAUGGAUUCAGUCACAAUUGACGAGAAACAUUUUUACGGUAUUUUGUUUUGGAAUGCUUCUAACGUGAAGCAGUGAAUUAACAGAAUAAAAAUAUCUUAUUUUAA
Molecule: messenger RNA, 656 nt
Organism: Cajanus cajan (pigeon pea)
Lineage: Eukaryota; Viridiplantae; Streptophyta; Magnoliopsida; Fabales; Fabaceae
Product: basic blue protein
Cellular component (GO): plasma membrane
Molecular function (GO): electron transfer activity
Source: RefSeq, a predicted model, not a curated record